AAAAAAGGACAGGCAGAAUAGUAAAGAGUGCAACAGUACACCCUGACUCGCUGACAGGGAAUGCAGAGAGGUUCUGGCCUCUGGUUGUUACUGCUGGAUGGACAAGCACUGACAAAACAAGAGAAGGGGGAGAGAGACAACACUUUGUGGAGCUUUGAGAGAAGAGAAGAGAACUGCGACUAAGGAGAUUACUCAACUCUGCUUUUGUUCUGGCUUGUUGUUUUUUCUGUGACAUUUGAGCCUCUGACACCACAGACUCUGAGGAGUUGGAGGAGCCUGGAGAAAACAUAAUUUCACCACAGACAGCAGAAGAGGAGGACGUCUUUCAAGAACUCUGUUGCUGCAGAAACCAGAUUUUCUGGGAGUCAAAGGAGUGUAUUGUUUUUCUCAGCGCGCUUCUCAUUUUAAUAUCAAGUGUGGGAUCAUCGUCUACAUAUGGUUAUUUUGAGGGCACAAAGGUUCCUGAGCCAAAAUACUUGUCGAGUUGUCUUUUAUUUUUCCUCUUCAUCACUAUCACCUCUGCUCCUAUAACAGCCUCGACAAGUCAAGAGUGCGUCUGGACUAGAACUGCCUCAGAUCAGCAGAUAACACCUCUGCACGGCAGGAACUGGUUGGACUAGUUUAUAAGUUGGAGGAGAGGGCAGGGCAGUUUAACCCUGCCUGAAGGAGAGCUGUGUUUUAUUUUCCUCCCACUUGUUUGUCCUUUUGGGAGAAAGUCGUGCACCGAGGGAGAGGGGCUGAGCUUCUUCUUUUAUUUGGAGAGCAACUCUUGUUUUGUCCCUCACCACUGUGCUUAGGGAUUUGUGAGGUGUUUUUUUUGUUUUUUUUACCUUCUUCCAGGGGGGAGACAGAGAGAGAAAGUGAGAGGGAGGGCGAAAGAAAGAGGGAGUCAAAGUGUAAUUUAUUGUUUCCUGUGAAAAGAGCAAGGCUGCACCCUUUUCUCCUGCUUGAACUCUGAACCACUAAAUGUGUGUCUGAAGUUUUCUCAGACCUUGGGAGCCAUUGAUCAGAGGUCAGGGCAGAAAACAGAGGGGUGAAAGACAAGAACAGAGACAGCAGAGGGAUUAAAGAAGAGAGAAAAAACAGCACUGGGAGGGACCUCCAGGUCAGUCCAAGCAGACUGCAAAGGGGGUAAAGGUCAACACCGUGGAGCCGUGGAGGACAACUUUUCAUCACAUUUUUGGACGAAGCCUGCCCUGAAUUACAAACCUGGAGCCACUGUCUUUGAGUCUGGAAUCAGUUUUUAGACUCUGAAGGUAGUUGGAAGCUGGGGGACAGGGCGGCGCUGUGUAUGAUCCACUCACUGGACUGCGUGUCUCAGAGAAUAUGGCCAUGGUGAGCGGGGGAUGGGGCAACCCCAACGGGGACACUAAUGGACUGGGGGAGAAGGCUUACCUGAGGAGGGAGGAAGAGGACGGAUCGCCACAGGCCGGCAGCAGCGAUGUGGACGUUGGGGACGAGGACAAGGCCUGUGUGGUGGACUGUGUGGUGUGCGGGGACAAGUCCAGCGGGAAGCACUACGGCGUGUUCACCUGCGAGGGCUGCAAGAGCUUCUUCAAGAGGAGCAUCAGACGAAACCUCAACUACUCCUGCAGAUCAAAUCGUGAAUGCCAAAUCGACCAGCAUCACCGGAACCAGUGCCAAUACUGUCGGCUGAAGAAAUGUUUCCGAGUUGGGAUGCGCAAAGAAGCUGUCCAGCGGGGUCGGAUCCCUCCGUCUCACUCAGGUAUCAGUCCAAACUCCCUGGCUGGUGGAGUUGGAGGUGCAGGGCCAGGUCACAUUGGGGCAGAUUAUUUCAACGGGCAGCCGGUUUCAGAUCUCAUCUCACAGCUCCUCCGGGCCGAGCCGUACCCCAGCAGCCGUUACGGGGCCCCUUACAGCCAGACACAGAUGCAGGCAUCUGCGAGCGGAGGCUCAGUCAUGGGCAUCGACAGCAUCUGUGAGCUGGCUGCCCGGCUCCUCUUCAGCACCAUCGAGUGGGCCAGAAACAUCCCAUACUUCCCAGAACUGCCUGUCUCAGAGCAGGUGGCUCUGCUGAGGCUGAGCUGGAGCGAGCUCUUCAUCCUGAAUGCUGCUCAGUCUGCUCUGCCUCUGCACAUGGCUCCUCUGCUGGCAGCAGCUGGGUUUCACUCGUCCCCUAUGUCUGCUGAGCGCGUGGUGUCCUUCAUGGACCAGGUCAGGGUUUUCCAGGACCAGGUGGACAAGCUGAACAGGCUGCAGGUGGACACAGCCGAGUACAGCUGCCUCAAAGCCAUUGCACUGUUUUCACCUGAUGCAUGUGGUCUGACAGACCCGGCCCAUGUAGAGUCCCUGCAGGAGAAGGCCCAGGUCGCCCUGACAGAGUAUGAAAGGUUGCAGUAUCCCAACCAGCCUCAGCGAUUUGGUCGCUUACUGCUGCGUCUCCCUGCUCUGCGUGCCGUGCCGGCCAACCUUAUCUCCCAGCUCUUCUUCAUGCGGCUUGUGGGCAAGACACCGAUCGAGACGCUGAUCCGAGACAUGCAGCUAUCAGGGAGCUCCAUCAGCUGGCCCUACGCCCCGGGACAGUAAACCCCAGUGACUCCUGAGUGAGACGGACUGAGAUCAGAUUGGGGAAGGAUACAGAGAUCACAAAGAUAACACACAAACUGAAUGUUAUGAAUACAAACUGGGAUCCUAUUUGUGAGUGUGGAGGUCAGUUGUUCCUACUUUAGCCCUGGUAAAGUUUGGUGGUAGUCAAACCAAAGCUGCUUUCAGGGAAACAAAAAUGUACAUUUAUCUUCAUAUAUGUUUGCCGCACUUAGUUUUCUCUGACCUUCAUCUGCUCUCUCUUUGUCUCAUUCUGGACAAAAAACAGGGCUUUAACUGAAAUGCAGACUCUAACAUGAGGCCAUGUGCCCGUACUACCUCCUCCCAUAUCACCCCUUAUGUGACUCAGUUUGAACCCAGGCGCUGUGUCUUUUCCCUCUGCUUUGUUUUUGAGUCAUAAUGAAGCCAUAGCAGUGCCACUUUUACAGGCAGAGCUUUAUAUCGUCACAGCUGGUACUUAUUGUGCAGGUUGUGUAAUGUUUGAUAUGUGGGAUGAAAUAUCAGACUUUGUUACCAAAUGUAUUUGUGAAGACUGCAAAGCAUCAGCAUUAAAGCAAAGAAGAGACAUGAGCAUUGUACUAUAUAUUGCACUAUAUAAAGUACAAUCAAGAAAUAGUUUGUAUGUUAUAUACUUAAAGGAAUAGUUUAGCAUUUUGGGGAUUCUGCUUUGCUUUGAUUGAUACCACUCUCAUGUCUGUAUGGUAAAUAUGAAGCUAAAGCUAGCACCUAUUUAGUUUAGUUUGAAACAGCUAGCCUAGUUCCGUCUGACGCUGACAAAAUCCACUCUCCAGCAACUCUAAAGCUCACUAGUUAACAUGCUAUCUCUUUUGGUUAACAUGUACAAAAAUCAAGUGGUAAAAACAACAAUUUAUGGUUUUAGAGGUUAUGUGCCAGACUGUUUUUUGGCUCUGAGCAGUUGCCAGAAAAACCAGCAGAGACAUCAGAAAGUUACUGGGCCUGGCAAAGAAAUAGCACAUAAUCCCCGUAAACCAGUGAAUUGUUGUUUUUAUGCUUUUUGUUUUUGUCAGAGAUAUAACCUUUAAAGACAAUCUUUAGCAGUGAUAGCCAUGAUAGGUGGAUAUUUUACCUUUGAACAAAGCCAGGCUAGCUGUUUCCCGUUUCCAGUCUUUAUGCUACGCUAAGCUAACCAGCUGCUGGUUCCAUCUUUAAAAUUACUGUACAGACAUAAGAGAGGAAUCGAUCUUCUCAUCUAACCCUUUGGCAAGAAAGCAAAUAACUGUAUUUUCGAAAAUGUUGAGCUAUUCCUCUAAUAUUGUAUAUUAUACAACACAAACGUUCU
Molecule: messenger RNA, 3865 nt
Organism: Seriola dumerili (greater amberjack)
Lineage: Eukaryota; Metazoa; Chordata; Actinopteri; Carangiformes; Carangidae
Product: nuclear receptor subfamily 2 group F member 6-like
Exons: 5
Coding region: 1327-2547 (406 amino acids)
Biological process (GO): negative regulation of transcription by RNA polymerase II; anatomical structure development; cell differentiation
Molecular function (GO): RNA polymerase II cis-regulatory region sequence-specific DNA binding; zinc ion binding; nuclear receptor activity
Source: RefSeq, a predicted model, not a curated record